This is a messenger RNA of Contarinia nasturtii (swede midge), 4250 nucleotides long. It is a transcript of the gene vap, whose product is annotated as ras GTPase-activating protein 1. Bases 433 to 3240 code for a protein of 935 amino acids. Gene Ontology annotation, biological process: regulation of GTPase activity. Gene Ontology annotation, molecular function: protein binding. The record is from RefSeq and is a predicted model, not a curated record. NCBI's taxonomy places the organism in Eukaryota, Metazoa, Arthropoda, Insecta, Diptera, Cecidomyiidae. The transcript is spliced from 11 exons.
UCAUAUAUCUAUCUACGAGAACGGAACGUUGAUUUCGAUUAGAGGGGCAGCAGAAGAUAACACUAAAGUAUCAAACGACAGACGAUAGACGAGAGCAACGGCAGCAAAUUCAUUUAGCUAAACGAAAAACAAAAGAAAAGGCAGAGCAGAAAAGGGAAAAAAACACAGAUAUAGAUAAUUGGAAAAAAGAAUAACAAAAAAGUUUCAUGUCCAAAGAGAAUUGUGAGCAAGCAUUAAUUGCUUUAAAAUUAAAAAUUUGCGUGAAAUAGCCUAAAAUGAGAAUAAAAUUAUUUCCAUUCUGUUUCAUCGCAUCUGUAACAUAGACGCACUCGUUGCUCGAGUGUGCAUUACAAGCAAUUUAUUUCGACAACAUUUCUUUUUACAAUUUUUGUGUGUGUGUGUGUGUGGAAGUAAUUAAUAAAUCAAUCAAUUAUGGCCGAUCUUAUAAGAAUGGGUGGGAUCAUUCCAAAGGAUCGUAUGGACACGCCGUCAUCAGAAGACGAAGGUGGUGUUGGUGUUGAUUUAACUGAUUUAGCCCAAGAAUUAGAUCAAGACGAAUUUGACGGUCCAAUGCUCAUUAACGGCGAUCGACCGGCAAUAAUUGCUCCCCCGGAGAGUGAAUGGUAUCAUGGACGAUUGGAUCGUUAUAGUUCAGAACAACGUUUACGGAAUGCCGGUAAAUUAGGCAGUUACUUGGUGCGAGAGAGUGAUCGUAAACCCGGUUCAUAUGUGCUUAGCUAUUUGGGACGAACAGGAAUUAAUCACUUCAGAGUGACUGCUGUCUGUGGUGAUUAUUAUAUCGGCGGCCGACAAUUUGUGUCGCUUAGUGAUUUAGUUGGAUAUUAUACAUCGUGCAGCGAUUUAUUGAAGCGUGAGCGUUUGAUAUUUCCUGUGCCACCGCCAGAGCCCGUCAAUGAUAAGAAACGUGUCGUCGCUAUACUCCCAUAUGCAAAAAUGCCUGAUACAGACGAAUUGACCUUUCAGAAAGGUGACAUUUUUUUCUUACACAAUGACAUGGGCGAUGGUUGGCUUUGGGUAACAGCGCACCGAACGGGCGAGCAAGGAAUGAUUUUCCGUGAACUUGUCGAAGAUCUUGAUGUAUCGAUUGAUCCAAAUACGGUAUUCCCAUGGUUUCAUCCAAAUUGCACAAAAAACGAAGCGGUCGAUAUGUUGGUCAAAGCCGGACCGGGCAGCUUUCUUGUACGGCCAAGUGAUAAUUCGCCGGGAGAUUAUUCACUUUUUUUCCAUAUAAACAAUCAAAUUCAACGGUUCCGUAUCGAAAAGAAAGGUGUACGAUAUUUGAUGGGCGGUCGAACAUUUGAAUGUUUGGAUGCGGUUAUAAAUCGAUAUCGAAAAGAACAAAUUGUCGAGGGUCAUUGUUUGAAUCAUCCUGUUGUGAAUGGUAAUCAAACUGAAUUCAGUCAACAAACGGCCGCAUCGAUUGCCGCCGAAAAGAUUUAUGCAACAUUACGUGAAUGUCGCGAUCAAAUUGGCCUAAAGAAAAUUAAAGGCAUCAAACACACCGGAUACUUGUGGAAAAAAUCGGAUAAAUCCGUCAAAUGGAAACAAUUGUAUUUUGCUCUAUUAAACGAAGGCUCUGAAACGCAUUUAUGCUUCUAUGACAAUCCAAAAAAGACAAAACCAAAAGGAUUGAUUGAUUUAUCAUGCGCAUACUUAUAUCAAGUGCAUGAAUCGUUAUGGGACCGACCAUAUUGUUUUCAAAUUGUGGAACGUGCUCUGCCGUGUUUGGCCAACAACACAUUUUUGUGCGCCAACAACCAAGACACUUAUACCGAAUGGAUAAAUGCAUUGAAACCGCAGUGUGUAUCACAAUUGGGUAAAACACAAACGGUUAAUUUAAAAUUGAGAGAAUUGCGCAGUUUGAAUUUACAAAUAUUGGAAGCACAUCGUUUACCAUUCAAAUUAGUGCCACAAGCCUAUUGCAGUAUUGCAUUCAAUCAAGUUAAAAUAGGAAAAACACGUAUGAAAUCUGCACCCGAUCCAGUUUGGGAAGAGGAAUUCGUUUUGGACGAUGUACCAGCCGAUGUGGUUACGAUUACAAUUACCGUGUUGAGCCGUGGCAAACGGAACAAGGACUCCGAAGUGGCCGAUCUAACCAUUGAUUUGGCAACGUUGAAAAAUGGAUUCGAAACAGAAGAAUGGUAUCAAUUGAACGGUAUGACUCCGAUGGGCGAAUGGGGUUCGUUGCGUUUGAGAAUGCGCUAUUUGGACGAUUUAAUCAUGCCAUGUGAUGAAUACAGUCCAUUGCAACAAUUGCUACUUGAGCCUGAACUGUCUUCGGUAAAAGCACUUUCUGAGUUGUGCCAUAAUGAUCGAAUACCGUUGGCUACAUCGCUUUUGCGCGUAUUUCGUCAUGAGAAACGUGAAACUGAAUUAUUAAGGAUUUUGUGCCAGUGUGAAAUCGCACGUGAAAAUGAAACUUCGACACUUUUUCGCGGUGCUUCAUUGUCAACUACGCUUAUGGAUUUGUAUAUGCGUGCUGAAUGCGGAGCAUUCGUUCAAUCGGCACUCUCUGACACAGUGUCUCGCGUUCUCGAGAGUAAACAGUCAGCUGAAUUGAAUCCAACAAAAAUGGAUGACAUCGAAGAUGCAUGCUCCAAUGCUGAAUUUUUACUACAAAUUCUCGAUUUGGUUACACAAUCUAUAUUCACUUCGCCUGAAGAAUGCCCCAGAAGUGUACGCUAUAUAUGCAAUUGCUUGCAAAGAUCGGUGGUUGCAAAAUGGCCAACUGAGCGUUUAGUUCGCACGAGAGUCGUCUCGGGAUUCAUUUUCUUGCGUCUUUUGUGCCCAGCUCUCUUAAAUCCACGACAAUUUGGUUUGGUCACAGAGACCCCAUCGAAUGCUGCGACACGCUCUCUAAUCAUGAUAGCUAAAUGCUUGCAAAACUUGGCAAAUUUGGUUGAAUUUGGCGGAAAGGAGCCAUACAUGGAGGUCGUUAAUCCAUUCAUAUUGAAAAAUAAAGAACGAAUGAUUGUAUUCUUGGAUCAAUUAUCUUCAGUUCCGGAUCCAAAUCCACCACCAGGAUCGUAUGUGGAAUCGAAUACAAAUCACAAGUGUUCCGAUACAGGACGUGAAUUGGCCACGCUGCACCAUAUUUGCGUGUCAUACUUACCGGAAUUGCAACGGAUUGCCAAAACGAAUGCGUCAAUUAAAAAAUUGGUUACCGUUACCGAUAUGCUAACAAAGCAUAAAUUAAAAUACCGUGAAAUGAUAAGCUAAAUGCAUUGAAUGCCAUGCUAAGUAGUUUCGAUUUGCUCUAAACAGGCUGAUUGCUGGACAUCUUAGCUUAUUGUAGUUGUAGCAAAGUUAUGACAAAACCGAAACCAAAAAAAAAAAAAAACAAAAGACAUUAGCUGCGAACUGAGUUUCGAAUUUAUUUUAAUCAUUUUUUUUUUGUUCAGUCAAAUACUUCUAUGUGUCUUUGAUCUAAUCGAACGAUUUCUUUUCAUCAUUUUCUUUACAAACACAUUCAAUUUCGAAUGAUAUUUUUUAAAUUUAAAUCGAAUCAAAAACACCGAAGUUAUUCUACAUUAAAGAGGCGAAGAUACCAUUUUGAGAAUGAACGAAGUAGGCAGUAACACACAGCUGAAAUGAUAUUCCAAAUAGUUGAAUUCAAAUUGAAGAUGUAUUUAGUAAAGCAUUUUAAAGCGGAGCAUCUCAAAGAGACGCUGACGAGUUUGGCUCAGGGUCGAUUCCCAUAUUACACAAUGCCAAAUACAUACAAGCAUAAUUGAAAUAGAUCAAUUACCAUUUUUAAAAAAAGGAAAAAGAAAAACAUAAAACGAUUGUAGAGUGUCAAUGUGCCAAUGAUCGCAAACGUAGAUUCGAGUGUCAAUUUUACAACACAAGUUACUUAUUUAGUCAAAUCGUAAAAGAAAAACAUAAUACGUACACAAAGUAAAACACACCCAAAAAAAUCAACGAUCUACUAAUUCGUUUGUUUUGAUGAUUACUUUCUCCAUUAACCAUUCAUCUAGAUAUUAGCAAAUAGACACAUUAAUUAUGAAGCAUACCGGACAGUCUAACAAUAACAAGUAUAUUACGAUUAAUUAUAUUCGCCCAAAAGUCAUGUACCACAAAUAUUUUCAAAUCAUAUUACUAGGCUUAAUUAGACAGUAGGAUGAUUUUAUUUUCACUUUUAUUUUUCAUUGAAAUAUCGAACAAAUAGAUGAUUCGAUUUAUAUUGUAUCAUGUAGAAAAAAUUGGAAGUACGCUAGUCAAAAUAACAA